Messenger RNA from Sinocyclocheilus grahami, 1800 nucleotides. RefSeq names its product beta-1,3-galactosyl-O-glycosyl-glycoprotein beta-1,6-N-acetylglucosaminyltransferase 3-like. Lineage: Eukaryota; Metazoa; Chordata; Actinopteri; Cypriniformes; Cyprinidae. Gene Ontology annotation, cellular component: membrane. The record is from RefSeq and is a predicted model, not a curated record. The transcript is spliced from 4 exons. Gene Ontology annotation, molecular function: acetylglucosaminyltransferase activity; nucleic acid binding. The coding region runs from base 1 to 1800 and encodes 599 amino acids.
AUGGCAGUAUUAGCAUAUUGUGCCCUGCAGGAUCAGGAAUCAAUUGAGAAGCAUUAUGAAGAGUUCAAGGUGUUGCCCUGGCCUCCAAAUUCCCCAGAUCUCAAUCCGAUUGAGCAUUUAUGGGAUGUGCUGGAUCAACAAAUUCGAUCCACAGUGGCUUUGGUUCCCAGGGAAAGUACUUCAGCACAGGAGAGUGCUGCGAGAAGUGUGACCGUUCCUGUGAGCAGUGCUCGGGCCCAGGGCCAGACGCCUGCAGGGUGUGCACACCUCCUCUGCUGGACCUGCAGGGCACCAGGUAGUGUGUGGAUCAAUGUCCGCAGCACUUUUAUGAGAGCAAGCACAGCUGCAGACAGUGCCACACCAGCUGCAAAUCCUACACAGAUAACACUCCUCAGGGCUGUGUGGGAUGAGGUGAAGAGAGCUGAUGUUACUUACAGGCAAGUCAACAGAGCUGCAAAAUACACAAGCUGCUCGUUUCUGGAAAGUUAUAAUCUUAAAGACCUGAAAAUGAGGUUUAAAUAUCAGAGGAUUCUGAAAAUGAUCUUCAUCCUAUCAGUGUCCCUCUUCUUGCUGAAUUAUCCAGGACGAAAAACAAACUCUCUUCAUAAGGAAGAGCUGGACUUGAAUUACUUACUAAAGCAGGAUGUUGGAGAACUACAGGCUUGUUCUGCUAUUAUCCAAGGAGACCUGGAUGGAGUGGACAAGGAUGUUUUCAGGAAGCUCCUGGCCUCUAAAAAAAGAAAAACUUUGCUAUCAGAGUCAUUCUACCUCAACGCAACCAAGGAUUGUCCAUCCUACCUCCGAGACAGAGGAUUUCUGACGGUUUCUCUCAGUAAAGAGGAGAAAGUUUUCCCCAUUGCUUACUCCAUGGUGAUACAUGAGAAGAUCGAGAUGUUUGAAAGGCUCCUGAGAGCCAUUUACACUCCUCACAAUGUGUACUGUGUUCACGUGGACCAGAAGUCUCCUGAGAUCUUUAAAGAAGCAGUAAGGGCCAUUACGUCCUGCCUGACCAAUGUGUUUGUGGCCAGCAAACUGGAGCAUGUGAUCUACGCCUCUUGGUCUCGAGUUCAAGCGGACAUCAACUGCAUGCAGGAUCUGCUCAAGUCACCUGUCCAGUGGAAGUAUCUGCUCAACACAUGUGGCACUGAUUUCCCCAUUAAAACCAAUGCAGAAAUGGUUCAGUCUCUAAAACUCCUGAAUGGAAAGAACAGUCUGGAGUCUGAGGCCGUAGAGGCCAAAAAGGGCCGCUGGCAAUAUCAUCACAACGUUACCAAUGUUGUGAAGAAGACCAAUGUUAAAAAGUCGCCUCCACCAAUAAAGACCCCAAUGUUCUCAGGAAAUGCUUACUUUGUGGUUUCAAGAGAGUUUGUGGAGCAUAUCUUCAAAAGCAAAGAGAUUCAAGAUUUCAUGGAAUGGGAGAAAGACACGUACAGUCCAGAUGAGCACAUGUGGGCUACAUUACAGCGAAUGCCUUCAGUUCCAGGAUCUAAUCCUCCAAACAUCAAGUAUGAACAAUCGGACAUGAAUUCAAUUGCUCGUCUGGUGAAGUGGAGCUACUUUGAAGGAGAACUGAAGAAUGGGGCUCCCUACCCACCAUGCACUGGGAUGCACAGACGGGCAGUGUGUGUCUAUGGAGCUGGGGACUUGAAAUGGAUUGUACAGCAACACCAUCUUUUGGCAAACAAGUUUGACCCAGAAGUAGACGAAGUAGCAAUCAAAUGUAUGGAGGCUUUUGUAAGGUACAAAGCUAUUUAUGGUCAUUCAUUACUAACAGUAAAAAAAUCUGACAUUAUUUUAUGA